Molecule: messenger RNA, 3006 nt
Organism: Amoebophrya sp. A120
Lineage: Eukaryota; Dinophyceae; Syndiniales; Amoebophryaceae
Source: the annotation of a GenBank genome assembly
AGCUGGCAAUUCAGGUGGACGAGCACAAGUUUAUGAGCAAUCUACAGUGCGGAUCUAAAUGUACCGUCACGCCAAUCGGGAGCUAGUACGGGUGUAGUCUCUAUAGUUUAGACUCAAAUAACACUAGGAUUGUUUCUCACUCGAUGACCACUUUCGCUCUCGCUCCUUAAAGCGCUACAAUGUCAGUCGCCGGAGGGAGGAGAUCUAGUUCCAAAGGAAAGUCUCCGACCAAUCGCAGAAACAGCAGUGCCAACCGCCGAAGCAGCGCGGGAGGAAAUAGUAAAUCUCCGGGCGGCGGAGCGGCGCGCGGGCGUAGUCCCGGCGGUGCGAAGGCCGGCACAACUACCGGAGCUACUUCAUCCUCCACUACUGCCGCAGCGACGAGCAGUUCCUCUAGUUCCUCCACCGGUCAGCUAAAUACGAAAGCGAAAACGCAAUCUGCGUCCAAAACCACAGCGACCGCUGCCGCAAACCGGGCACGAAACAAAACACCGUUGACGUCGCUCGCACGGAAAAGGAAAAUGGCCGCACUGGUGAAGCAAUCCGGCAGGGGCAGGAGUGCCGCCAAGGACAGUGAAUUGCAACCGGUACUGGAGCCGGAAGAGGUGGACGACGACGUGGAUUCAGAGCCGAAACUCCAGCCGGAUUUGCGGGGCGACUACGGAAACGUCGCCAUUUUGCUUGCGCUAUACACGUUGCAGGGUAUUCCGAUGGGCUUCGCCAGUACCAUUCCACUGCUGCUGAAAGAGCGAGGGGUCAGCUACUCUCUGAUCGGGCUGUUUUCCAUGACGCACUGGCCGUUCUCGAUGAAGCUGCUGUGGGCACCCAUUGUGGACUCGUGCUACAUGGACAAAGUGGGGCGGAGAAAAACCUGGCUGAUACCGGUAUUUAUUUUUUGAUGCUUCUUUUCAAUCCGGAAGUUGUGAAAUAGAGACAGAAUUAUACUGGGUGCAGGAAAUCAAAAGACUGUACAAAAGUUUUUCAAAGUGGCAAAUACCUAAGCACUUGACUUGUAUGAAAACCAAUGCAGACCCAACUGUUUAUCGGCGUGGUUCUCAUCCUCCUUUCCAACGUUUUCAAUGAGUGGUGCGGCGGUUUGGAUAUGCACCACCCGGAUAAAACGCUCGGCGAAAUCAACAUGACCGGCCUUACCGCGAGUUUUUUCUUCCUCUACUUUCUGUGCGCGACUCAAGACAUCGCGGUGGAUGGGUGGGCGCUGACCAUUCUGCGUGAGGAAAACGUGGGCUACCAGUCCAUGUGUAACGGCGCGGGGCAGACGCUUGGCUACGCGUUUGCCUUCAUCGGCGCCCUGAGUUUGAAUCAUUUCAAAAUCCUCGGCUUCGACCAGUUCAUGUAUUUGUGCGGCGUCGCGUUUCUGAUCACUACCAUGUUGGUCGGGGUGUUCAAAAGUGAAAAACCCGUGGCGAAGGACGAAGAGGUCGAAGGGCUGUAUGAGGUAGAAAAGACCUUACUGUGAAAUAUUUAACCGAUAGAGAUCGUUUUUCAAUAAAUCGCAAUAUUCAACAUCGUUGUUGCAAAAAAAAAGCAAGCGCGAUAUCGAAAACGAAUUGCCAUAAUCUAUCACUAGGUUUACAAGCAGUUGUAUGGGAGUGUCAGGAUUGAAAUCGUCAGAGUUGAAAUAAUUUCUCAUGCAGGAAUUGCAACGCAUGAAGUGCCUCUCUUGCCGGGAUGGCAAGAGAGGCCGACUGUAAGCCUGUUUGGGGUCUGAAAUAGAGCUGCUCAAGUAGCAUGACAUCAUACACCGUCUGUCUCGAAACACCAUGACAAACUGGAUUUAGACGGUGCCGAGAUUUGUGAUGCACCGCUUAGAAAUUGGGCUUCCAACUGCCAUCCAUUUUAUGCAUCACAAACUAUUUCAACUUUGACGAUUUCAAUCCUGACAGUUCCAUAAGUUGCUGGCGAUGUGGCGGCUGAGGACGAUUCGAGGACUUGUUGCAAUCCUUUUCUUCUGGAAGAUUCCUUUCGCAGGGUGCGAAGCGAUUGUCACCUUGAAGAUGCAGGACCAUGGAAUUCCCAAGGAACAUAUCGCGUACAUUGGCGCAGCGUGCACGGUUCUGUCCGUGUUUGUGCCACUGAUUCUCUCUAAGUGGACGUCGGGCAACCGGCCAUUUGACGUCUGCAUCUCACUGUAUAGAGACAUCAAAUUUUUCGAUUUUGACACACAUCUGUUUUUCUCGUGCGGCACUACUUGAAUUGCGGUUCUACUUUGAGUCUUGAUGUCAGACAGUUACUCGCAGGCCAUAAGAGGCGAGCAAAGGGUUGAUUUCUUACGUAUGAUUAUGAAUCUCGACAGCAGCAAUACAAAAUCCAACCCAAACGCCUUCCUCAGAUACCUCCCGCGCAUCCUUAUGUGCUUCGUUAGCAUGGCGAUGGUGUACUACUGUCCCAACGUGGCGAAGUUACCAGAGUUUCCGAUCGUCUACUACUUUCUGAUUGGCGUGACCAGCAUCAUCGGAGUCUUCAUCUCCACCACCAUGUUUGUGGCGCAGAUGAGUUACUACGCCAAGGUUUCGCCGAAGGACAUCGGCGGAACCUACAUGACGCUCUUGAACACGUUUGGCAACAUGGGGAGUAUGUGGGUCACUCCCUUAGCGUUCUCGAUGGUGGACUGGCUUACCGUCACCCAGCCCAAUCCCCUGUGCCUGAAAAACCCGAAAGACACGGACUGUAAACCAACGACGGUUGUGGACGGUUUCUACGUCAUGAGCGCUAUCUGUGCGGUGGUCGGGUUCUUGGGGUACUCCUUGCUACGCCGGAAAGCGACGACGUUGCAAAAUUUUCCGAAAAGCGAAUGGAAAAUUGUAAAAGCGUAACCUAGUAGAGAAUCAGCGACGCCACGACAUAUUGCGGAAAACCGAAUAUUUGCCAAAGCAUGCGAAUGUUCGAUGAGUACAGAUUUGACUCGACAACCGAGCGGCUGUGUACUGGGUUUUAUACUGGCACAGGUUUUUUCGUUAACAUUUCACUAGGCCGCAGGCGGAAAAU